CGGCUAACCCGAGCUAACCCGAGCUACCCGAGCUAACCCGAGCUAAGUGAGCGUUUGGAGGUCUCGUGACCUGACUGGUGAAGCAGUUCAUCCGGAUUAAACACUCGGACUGCAGACAUGAGCGACGUGGCGGAGGACACGAUGGACAGCUCUGCGGCGUCGGAGGAGGAAGUGGAGGAGGAAGUGGAGGAGGAGACGUCACAGGAGUCGAGUCCAAACAAAAGCAGCUCUAAAGUAUCCGGUGAGAUCAUCGAGGGCAAGCGGGCAAAGAAAACCGUGGAGAGGCUCGAUUUUCAGGCUCCGAAGACAAAGGAGAAGCUCAAGAUUGGAGAUGGCAGUGGAGAUAAACUGGGAGACAUUCCACGCACCGGCCUCCAGAUCACCAAGAUGAAGCAGGCUGACCUGAAACCUCUGCACGCCAUCCUGUUUGACAGGCCGGGAAAGAUGGCCACGUUAAAGAAGAACUUGCGUCUUUUUAACGGCUUUCCUUUUGACGCUGACAGCGAACAGUACUCCAAAAAACGAGAGAAACUUCUAAAGAAUUCAAAUUUCACCAACACCAAACUGAAGGUGGUCUGUGGGGUUUUGGAUCUGGAGAAGAAAGGAACCCACUCUGAUCUGGUCGACAGGAUCCUCACGUUUCUCAUCGCACCGAAGAACAGCGGGAAGCGUCUCCCCGUGAAGAAGAAGAGGAAAUCGAAGAAGAAGCUGUCCGGCGACGACUCGAAGCCCAACACCAAGAAGAGCAAACCCAAACCCAGGAGCUCGUCCUCCAGCCCCAAGAAAUCCAAAACGGGAAGCAAGUCCAAAGCCAUCGUCAUGGACUCCAGCAGCGACGAGGAAGAUGAGAAGGCCGGAGCUUCAGCGGAGGCCGAGGGGUCGGACACGGAGGACAAACGGUCGGAGAGAGAGGACGACCGGACCGACAAGUCUGAGGAGUCUGAAGAGGAGGAGGAGGAGGAGGAAGAAGAGGAGGAGGAAGAUGAUGAUGAGUCUCCCAAAUCAAAGUCCAGCAGAGGGAAGUCGGCUUCAAAGAAAUCUGCUCCGAUGAAGAGACCGAGGACACCAACGAAGAAGACGGGUCCUCCUAAGAAGAGAGCCAAGAAGGAGGUUUCAGAGGAGUCGGAGUCUGACGCCGACAGUGAAGCUGAGGAGAAGCCCAAAAAGAAGAAGUCUGCUCCGGCCAAACCUGCCGCCAAAACCAAGAAGGCCGACAGCAGCAGCAACAGCAAAAACAACACAAACACAGCAGAGGACAGUUCUGACGAUGACGAGCCGCUCAUCAAGAUGAUCAAGAAGAGUCCGAGUGACGACCAGCUGAAGGAGACGGUUCAGAGUCUGCUGAAGGAGGCCGACCUGGAGGAGAUGACCAUGAAGCAGAUCUGCCAGAGGGUGUUUGACACGUUCCCCGACCACGACCUGACCAACAAGAAGGAUUACAUCAAACAGACCGUCAAAUCUCUCAUCACAUGAAGAUCUGAAGAAUGAAGUUCAACAUCACAGGAAAAAGAUUUUCAUUAGUUUCAUAUCAAGUUUGUUUUUCAUAGUUUUCUACAUGAUUGUUUUUUUUUAUUAAUGUGUGCGUUGUGAAUAGAUUUUCAGAUUAGAGUUCGUCAUCAACAAGUUUAACGUUUUCAGGCAGACUCAUGAGAAAAAAGACGAUAAAAACAUUGAACUUUUAUUUUUCUAAACUUUCAGAAACUCAAAUGUCGUUUUUUUUCUUUGUGUAAAGUUCGUCGACUUUAACUCGUCGUGUUUCGGCAGCAGGAGAAAGUCUUUAAUUAACAUGUCUGGAUUAAGGUUUGUACAUAUGUUUCUAACUAGUGAAGCUAUUUUUGAUUAACUCAUUAUUUUGUUUUGUUUUUCUCUUUCAAACAUUAAUUUACAAUUUAAAUCCUCAAAGGAAUUGUGAUAAUAAUUUACCUUCUGAAGAUUAAAAUUGUGACUU
Anoplopoma fimbria (sablefish) is the source of this 1948-nucleotide messenger RNA. It is a transcript of the gene dek, whose product is annotated as DEK proto-oncogene. Gene Ontology annotation, cellular component: nucleus. The transcript is spliced from 12 exons. The record is from RefSeq and is a predicted model, not a curated record. The coding region runs from base 118 to 1473 and encodes 451 amino acids. Gene Ontology annotation, molecular function: histone binding; DNA binding. Gene Ontology annotation, biological process: regulation of double-strand break repair; chromatin organization. Lineage: Eukaryota; Metazoa; Chordata; Actinopteri; Perciformes; Anoplopomatidae.